CACCCAUACACAGUGCGCACGCGGCGCAACGGGACCGCGCGCUGCCCGCGCCAGCUCCAUAGCCCCAGGACGUACUAUAGGACGUACCGCGCGCAAAAAACGCGACGCGUAUUGGUGCGCGGGAGCGGCAGCACCAGCAUUGGCAAAUUGGGGCAGCCAUGCGGGCGCUCCUAUUGCUGGCGCUGGCCCACGCGGAGCCAUCGAUAAGCGCCAUCACACCAAUCAAUAAUGGAGAAGUCACGCUGCAGGAUGGAGCGUUAGUGAUGGCCUACGCUGUCGCAGACGCCACAGACGAUUUACGACUGUGCACUCAAUUAACAAACAAGCGCGUCUCCUUCGAGAGCCACACGCACUGCGUGGAGGCGCGGGCGCCGGUCACGUCGUUCAAGCUGGGCGGCUUUCUGCCCGGCGUGUGGCGGUGCCGCGCGGUGCUUAGACGCGGCCCAGACCCGCCCACUCUUCAUAGGGGCGCGGCACCGUUGAAUGGUGUGGUCAGUAACGUCGAGGAGACCUGGUUCCUCGUUGAGAAACAAAGGUGGCUGGCCGACGUGACUGGCGAGGGGCCCAACGUGACGGCCGCGAGGCGCGUCUUAGAGCUCGCCUCGGCCGACGAAACCCUGCGCAAGGCGUUACAAGAUACGGCUAUCGACGAUAUGUUGGUCGUGACGAUGGCCAACCUGCCGCACGCCGACCUGGCGUUGAAUCUCGCGUUCUCGGCGGCGCGAGCCGGCGCGCCGCUCUUCGCCUUUGCGCUGUCCGACAGUACAUAUGACAAACUGCGAACGCACAACGUCGCCUGCGGUAAGUUGCCGACGCUCUUCGGCAGUGUAGAUGGUAGAAAAGACGUCCAGUCGGCCGGCUUCUCGGAAAUCGCGGUCCUCAAGCCCGUCGCCGUCGUUGUAGCAUUACGAGCUUCGAUACAAGUCGUGUGGUGGUUGGAUACUGAUGUCGUCCUGCUGCGGGACCUGCCUUUGUCUGAUGCAGCCUUUGCGAUCCAAGCCGGUGGUUUACAUGCUCGAGAUUAUGCCAUAAACGAAGACCAGUUCCACGCGGAGCAGUGCACGGGCGUGUUUCGUGUUACAAGAGAGGCAGAAAUGUUACUGGUGCAGAGCGCGCUCGAGCUGGCCACGAUACGGGACAAGCAUCCGGAGCGCACGUGGGCCGGCGAUCAAGCUGCGUCCAAUCUAGUCCUGCACGAGCGGCGCUUCCGAGAGGGCACGAAUAUUAGUGUAGAGGUCUUGGAUCCAUUGGAAGUGCCGGGCGGCGGUCUGUUCUUCGACGGACCUUUGCAUGACGAUCGAGGACCCUUGAUACGAGCGGACCCGGUCCUGGCGCACAACAACUUUUUAGUUGGUGCAGAGAAGAAGUUACAGCGUUUCCGUGCCCAUGGCAUGUGGUAUGCUGAUUUUGUAGGAGCCUUCGACGACGCUUUAUUACAUAGAGCGCCUCUGGACUCCUGCGCUUCGAUUGAAGUAAUGGGGAUCACGCCCGAGGUCCGCUCCAUCGACGACGUCCUCUUCGUCGAAGGGCGCACUGUUCUACAUCUCCACUCGACUUGUUCCCUGAAGGAUAGAGUAGUUGCCGUGGCUUCGCUCGGCGACCGACCCUGGGUCUCUUCCCUGAUAAAAAGAGUGGCGGCCUACUCGAUAAAGGUAGACGCCGAUCUACUCGUGGCCGGCGACGCGUCGCAGUGCUACACGCACGAGGAAGGCGACAACGGGUGCGCAAAGGCGUUCAAGCUGAUCGUGCGGACGCAGCGUCUCCUUCAUGCUUCGCGUCGACGGCGUCUGUGAGCUUCGCGUCAACGCAGGUCCUCCGGAGCGCCCUGCGGAAGUAUCGAAGAGUAUUGGUGCUGGACGACACUGUUGUAGUAAGAAAGGAUGCCCCGGACGUCUUCGAGCUCGUGCCGGUGGUAGCGCUAGGCGCCACCGUCGAAGAUCCACUAGUUCGUAAACCAGAAGAAGCCAAACAGUCGCUCGAGAUUAGUUGUUUGCGCUACGGCGUUCCUUGCAACACCGAGGAGGCCUGGUUCAACUCCGGCGUGCUGGUGGCGAGCUGGCCGCAGCUUGGGUUAGUGGAAACCCUACCUCCGUGGGACUCGUUCGAAAGGGUCUUGCACUGGGACCAGGGCUACCUGAAUGCGAUGCGGUUGAAAUAUGAAGUGCCGUUGGUGGAUUUGGGCUACGCCUUCAACUGGGUCGGGUCAUUUCAUUCGACGAAUUCGGAGAACGCGCCCUUUUCCGCCUUCGACGCGUUCUUCGUCCACGGGACGACGGGAUUAUUCUUGCCGCAUCUGGAACGAGGCGAGUACCUUGUCAACGUGUCGCGGGCGUGGGACCUUGUGGGUUUGUGAGUAAGUGUUUGUGGUUGUUUC
Molecule: messenger RNA, 2374 nt
Organism: Pelagomonas calceolata
Lineage: Eukaryota; Pelagophyceae; Pelagomonadales; Pelagomonadaceae
Source: the annotation of a GenBank genome assembly